Molecule: messenger RNA, 4887 nt
Organism: Bombina bombina (fire-bellied toad)
Lineage: Eukaryota; Metazoa; Chordata; Amphibia; Anura; Bombinatoridae
Gene: CHMP4C
Product: charged multivesicular body protein 4C
Exons: 5
Coding region: 180-839 (219 amino acids)
Biological process (GO): late endosome to vacuole transport via multivesicular body sorting pathway; vesicle budding from membrane
Cellular component (GO): ESCRT III complex; multivesicular body; cytoplasmic side of plasma membrane
Source: RefSeq, a predicted model, not a curated record
CCUUUCAGGUUUUACAAAGCCGGAAAUGACAGGUGUCUGUAUUUACUAGGUCAGCACCAAGUAUAGAUUUCAGCUGCUUUAGAGAUAAUUUAGUUUAGUUUUCUCUCUCUCUCUCUGGAUGUGUAUGGAUGUAGUUUCUCUUCAUUUGGCGUAUAUAUAUUGUAAAGAAGACCACGAAAAUGAGCAAGAUCACCAAACUAUUCAAGACUAGCUCUGGAUCUUCCAGAAGUAAAAAAGGUCCCAGUGCCCAGGAGGCUCUUUUCAAACUCAGGGAAACUGAAGAGAUGCUAACCAAAAAGCAGGAGUACUUGGAGAAAAAGAUUGAACAGGAACUAGCCACAGCCAAGAAACAUGGUACUAAAAACAAAAGGGCCGCCUUACAAGCAUUAAAAAGAAAAAAACGUUUGGAAAAGCAGUUAACACAAAUAGAUGGAACACUUUCGACUAUUGAGUUUCAGAGAGAAGCACUGGAAAAUUCUCACACUAAUACAGAAGUGCUAAAAAACAUGGGCUAUGCUGCAAACGCAAUGAAAACUGUUCAUAAAAACAUGGAUUUAGAUAAGAUUGAUGAAUUGAUGCACGAUAUCCAUGAACAGCAGGAUGUUGCACAGGAAAUCUCAGAAGCUAUCUCUCGACCAGUUGGUUUUGGCGAAGAAUUUGAUGAGGAUGAGCUGUUAGCAGAAUUAGAAGAACUUGAGCAAGAAGAUCUCAACCAACAAAUGUCCAAUGUUACACUGCCAAGUGUGCCUUCCUCAAAACUGCCAUCCCGACCAGUAUCAACACGCAAGAAGGUGGAGGAUGAUGACGACAUGAAUAUGCUGGCAGCUUGGGCUUCUUAACCUUGGAGAGAUGCUAUAUAUAAGUAGCUGAACUGUUAUUUAAAAGGAACAGGUUUUAAUUGUCUGUUUUAUAAAGUGUUCAUUUUUAAAUGGAGCCUUAAGCAUAGUACAAGCUUUUAUGAUUAGAUUACUCCUUGAUAUGCUUACUGUUGAAGAACAAACUUAACACUUUCUUUAAAUGCACUGGUUGUGUUUAAUAGGAAAUAUCUUGGUGUGAAUUGAAUUGUGUUUAAUAUAUUUGUAAACCUCUUAUUUACAGAGAAUAAUUUGCAUCAUGUGUGUCUUUCAAAUGAAAAUAUAAUUUAUUUUUCCAUUCCAACAUACUGUCAAAAUUCUUAUCGUCUGUCCUAGUCUGGGACCAUCUCACAAUCUGUCAAUUAUUUUUUUUUUAUCCCCCUUCCCAUUUACCCCUCUCCUUUAAGUCUCUGCAUACCUUCACAAAAAAACAGUUUUCUAUUACACAGCAGGUGGUAGAAGCAAUCAGAAUUUGCCUCUGCUGUAAUGUAGGAGCAGAGAGUGAUCACAUGCGCAUGCAGUGCACCUGCUUACUAUAUGUAAAUGCAGCAACCUCUGCUGUAAUGUAAUGGCAGAGAAUGAUCAAAUGCGCAUGCAUACACAAUGCACCAGCUUACUAUAUGUAAAUGCAAGCUACCUCUGCUGUGAUGUAAUAGCAAAGAGUUAUCACCUGUGCAAGCAUAUGCAGUGCACCGGCUUACUAUAUGUAAAUGCAGCUAGUGCAGUACUUCACUGCACUAGCCACAUGUAGUAGACACCAUAAGUAGAAACACGUGAGCUCACUUUAUCCUACAUUACAGCAGGUGGUAGCUUCUGAUUGCCUGUAUCAUAUAUUCUGUAAUGGAACUAAAAAAAAACACUUCUUAAGAACUACCACCAUAUAUCACUGCUCCUGCUAACUUAAAAAAUCCUUGAAAAACUACUUUUCGAUUGCCUAACCCACUUCCUGUCCUCCAACUCAUUGCUUGACCCCCUGCAAUCUGGCUUCCGUCCCCAACACCCAACCGACACUGCCCUCACCAAGGUUACUAACGAUCUCCUUUCUGCUGAAAACAAUAGCUACUACUCUAUACUCAUCUUACUUGACCUCUCUGCUGCCUUUGACACUGUUGACCAUCCCCUCCUCCUACGGACUCUCAGCUAUCUUGGGCUCUGUGACACUGCCCUCUCCUCGAUUCACUCUUAUGUCUCUAACAGAUCAUUCUUUGUCUCUUUUGCUGGUGACUACUCCUCUCUAUUGCCCCUGUCUGUUGGAGUACCCCUAAAGCUCUGUCCUGGGUCCACUACUCUUCUCUGUUUACACUUCUUCAUUGGGUAAACUUUUUAACAGUUAAUGACUUCAACUAUUACCUCUAUGCUGAUGAUACCCAGAUCUACCUAUGCACCCCUGCACUCUCUCCUUCUUUUAAUUCCCACAUCAGCGACUGCUUAUUUGGCAUUUCCUCCUCACGUAAAAAUAAACAUGUCCAAGACCGAACUAUUUCUAAUCCCCCCCCCCUUUAAUGCUACUCCAGUUUCUAAUUUUUCUAUCACUGUUGGUGGCACCACUAUCUCCCCAUCACCCCAAGUCCGCUGCCUUGGAGUCACACUUGACUCAAAUCUGUCCUUCAUUCCCCACAUCCAAUUGCUCUCUUCAUCCUGCUGCAACCACCUACGCAAUAUCUCCAAAAUUCGUCCGUUUCUGAGCGCUGAAACUAUUAAACAGCUAAUCCACUCCCUGGUAAUUUCCUGACUUGACUACUGUAAUAACCUACUAACUGGCCUCCCUCUCUCCCCCCUUAAAUUCAUCCUAAAUGCCUCUGCCAGGCUAAUCCACCUUUCCCGACACUCUGUAUCUGCUGCACUUUUCUGUGAGUCCCUUCACUGGCUGCCCAUUCAAAGCAGAGUUAAAUUCUAAAUUCUCACCCUUACCAAUGCUGCCCCACCCUACCUGUCCUCACUCAUCAACAAAUAUACUCCAGUCCACCUCCUAAGAUUCAACAAUGACCUUGCAUCCUCUUUCCCCUAACCUGUCCUCCUUUAAACACACCCUAAAGACCUUUUUGUUCAGGGAAGCUUAUCACCUGACUCAGUAAUAAAUGCAUUUCACUUACCUAACAGUUGCCCUCAUCUAUCUCCUCACUAAUAUCAUUCUCACCUUUGCUGUCCCCACCUCCUGUUUCCCUUCCUUCUACCCAUCUAGAUUAUAGGUUCCCAUGGGAAUAGGGCCCCCAAUUCCCCCUGUAUUUGUCUGUAAAAUGUUGUCUUUUAUUGUAUUUUUUUCUGUGUUGUACUUUUAUCUGUGUACCCAUGGGCAGCGCUGUAAAAUCUGUUGGUGCUUUAUAAAUAAAGAAUAAUAAUAAAGAUAGGUGGAGGAUGAAGAAAGUAUAAUAAGUGUUAAGGUGGUUAUAAAAGUAUUGAUACAGAGUGAGUGAGGACCAAUGAUAAGAGUUUGAAAUGUUGGAAUGAAAGGGAAAAAAAAUAGAAUUUAGUGUACAUUUAUGAAUAAUUAAACUAAACAAACAUCUACCCUAUACUAUAUCAAACUGCUAGUUAUUUAGCAAUUGAUGUAGCAAUUAGCUGCAAAUACAAAGCAAAUUUCACAGGUAAUGUAUACAUUCAAUUAAUUUGUUUUUAAAUGUAAUAUCUGACAGGAUACUUUACACCAUGUGUGCACUUACAUAUUACUUGGGCUUUUCUCAGUGUCUUAUGUCAAAUGAUAUGCUCUUUUAUAAAAAGAUAACUUUACAUAUUUGUUGUACAGAUUGUUAUCAAUACUAUAUAGAGAUAUUAAGUCAAUAUAACUCAUCGUUUAAAAGAAUCUGGAAAACAUCACACAUGCAUUCUUAUCUUGACCCAAUGUGAGAUACGACAGAAAUGUAAGCUUCUGUCUUUUGCUUUAAUCUCAAACUAUCUAUUGCAUUAAAUAUGUUUUUUCUUUUUUUUUUAAGACUAAAAAUUGUAUGUCUUUUUAUUGCAUUGAAUAUAAGUUUAAAAUGUCUUUCCAUUGACCACCAUUUAAAUUUGUGUGUAUAUAUAUAUAUAUAUAUAUAUAUAUCACUGAAAGAAAAUGCUUUAGUGCGAGCAUUUUAUUAUUGCAGUAUUGCUGCUUGCGUAUUACUGUGUUUAAUCUCUACAAAGGGGAUAAAAAUAUAGUUAAAGUCAAGAAGCUGACUGAACACUUGGUGUGUGCAUGACAAGAGGCAUAUGUGUGUAGCGGCCUAUCACCAUUUAGCUCCUAGUAGUGCAUUCAAACAUCUUUGGAAUGAGAUUCCACAAAAAAAUGCUUUGUUGGCGCUCUAUGCCCAGACUAAUAUUGGAGGCAGGAAAAAAUAAAUAAAAUAUAACCUUUAUUGAGACUCUACAAGAUGGGUGAACAAAAAAGAUUAAAAUCCCAUAUCACCCCCAAGGCAGAACAUGCAGUGAUCUGAGAUGUCAUCGCAGAAAAUUCAUCAUGUCUGCAGAAAGAACAGCGCUGCUCUACAUUAGACUGUUAUCUUCAAACAAAGCUGUAAUCUGGUUGCACUGUGUAAGUGCAUCCAGAGCAAAGUGCUGUAAAUGUCAACGUGUCCCUGAAUUAAUAGCUGUCUGGCCUUUUAAUAUUAUUGUUAUAUCAGGCAACACUCAUAAUCAUUAAUGUUAUAUAUUUGAAAGUUCAACACUAUAUAUUGAAUUCAGUGCAGGAGAUGAUGGUCAUUCUUGGCGACUAAUACCUAUUAAUAAAACUAAAAUUUAGGUCUUUGGUCCUUGUAUUAUAAGGACGGUAUUAUAAAUGCAUUUGCGUAUGUGAAUACGUUCAUGAGUUAUGUACAUGCCUACAUUACAUAUGAAUACAUAUAAUGUAUGAUUAAACACUAUUGCAGAUUCCUCCGUAAUGUGUCAAAUAAUUUUAUUGGCGGUGCAUACGUGAACUCUCCAUAUACUUAAACUAGUUACAUAUGCAUGUAAAAUCAGAUUAAGAAACACCUGUUCACAAUGUUGCAUUUUGUUCUUUUGUGCCUUUGCUUGUUGUUCAUGAGUAUACUUUAUGAUUAAACAUCAUCACUUCCAAAAA